CUAUCCAGCUGUCCCACUUGACCGCACGCGCCUCCAGCCUUUCUUCUUCAACUCGCGAGCCACGGCACACGUAUAUCCGGGCUCAUUUCCGGCUCGGCAAGUCAUUUCCGUCAGCUGGUGGCGGUGAGCGCCUGGCCCCGAGCUCUACCGUUGCAACGUCACCAUGGCCGACUACGAGGCCUCUUCACCGGUGCAUCACAAUCACAACAGCAUCAACAACAACAACUCUCGAACCCCGUUGCUUGCAUGCCAUGAAGCACUCCGAGUUGGUCGCGCUCAUUCCCGUGGGCGACAAGCGCCUCAAACCUCGCCGCACGUACGAUCUCUUUUUCACCAACGCCUGACACCUCCAAGUGUGCACGUCUCGAAUACAAGUUGCUACACGACUCAUGCCGUGCGUGCUGGCUGUCGUGCUUGUUCCGGACUUUGUGCCGGCUUGUGCAAUGAUCACAGGAAGCUAAUCAUUGCGAGCACCACGCUCUUGACGGCGCUGAUUAUCGGCAUGACCAUGUUCUUCCUGUACCCACGCACCGUCGGCAUGCGUGUUACGGGUGGCACGGCAAACAAUUUGACCGUCGUGUGUUUGGACAACCACACCAUCGACUAUUUCAACAUGACGAUUGAAUGGGACCUCAUCGCCGAAAACCAAAACUACCUUGCCGUCUCCUUGAGCCAAGGCUACUUGAGCAUGAAAACAGCACACGACGAAUCCAUGGGUAACAUGACCGUCAGCUUUGACGCCAUGCCCCACCGAAAGAAGAAUUCAGUCAAGCUCGUGGUCAAUGCCACCAUUGGCGGUGCAGAUGCUGUGAAGGUAUUCGAACCGAGCUGCGUGUCGGCGACCUCGCGACCUUACAAUCGCUUUGCAGUCCAGUUUAUGCUCAACGUCACAGCCAAGCUCUUGGACUUUCACGAGUCCAUCACCGUGGACACGAUCAUCUUGGUCGGUUGUCCCAUCACUCAAGCUCCACUGGGUCCUGCUAGCACCCUUCCGCUCAACACCACAACAGUGGCACCCACCACAAGCACCAACACCGACACCAACGUCACCUCAACACCCAGCACGACCCCCCACUGGUGGCGUCGGGAAGCUCAUUUGACCACGCCCGAGCCCAUGGCUGCUGAGCAGGACGAAGCCGUGACCUACGCCGUGGUGUUGGCACAAACCCUCCCUCAAGUCGGCCACAGCUCUGCGGACAUGUGGUUCUUUGAUACAGAUCAGGCCCCGUGCUUGGAACUCUAGAUCUAUUUUAGUUUUGUAUCUGGGCGUGAGCGGCACUGAGAGUUGCCUCAGUGGGCCUGAGGCCCGCACGCUCGCCUGAGGCCUUGUGUGCAUGUGUGCAUGUGAUCUGGGUAACAACUUGCACCGCUCAACUCUCUCUACCUCCUCCGGCUGGUCUCCUUUGCAUCUCGAGGAGAAAUGUCACCACCAGCAAACAGCAAAUUGAUGUUGAUAUGUU
Messenger RNA from Monosiga brevicollis MX1, 1460 nucleotides. RefSeq lists its product as uncharacterized. Lineage: Eukaryota; Choanoflagellata; Craspedida; Salpingoecidae. The record is from RefSeq and is a predicted model, not a curated record. Bases 164 to 1243 code for a protein of 359 amino acids. The transcript is spliced from 5 exons.